GGGACUUCAUAUUUUUCAGUUCCCUGACACCGACGUGCUUAACUCAAGAUAUUUCAGUCAAUUCUCAACAGCAGGUGGAAAAACAACAGCACUCACAUUUCUAAUUUUGGCUGCCAUUUUGAAUCUCCAACCAUGUGGCUCUACGAUGUUAUCCUGACUUUGGACGUCAAGGGGAUUCUUUUGUUUAUCUUUUCCUUCCUUUUGAUAGCCGACUUCAUUAGGAACCGGACACCAGCAAACUUUCCUCCAGGACCGAAGGCUCUCCCCUUUGUGGGGAACAUCUUAAGUUUGGACACCAAACAUCCUCAUGUUUGUUUCAGCAAGUUGGCUGACAUCUACGGGAACGUAUUCAGCUUGCGCCUUGGCCGGCAGUCCGUAGUGAUUGUGAGCAGCCACAAGAUGGUGAAAGAGGCCAUCGUGACACAAGCCGAGAACUUUGUGGAUCGGCCACAAAAUGCAGUCUUUGACAGGUUUUACACUGAGCCCUCAGGUGGUCUUUUUAUAAGCAAUGGAGAGAAAUGGAAGAAACAGAGACGUUUUGCUUUAUCUACUUUACGCACCUUUGGCCUGGGCAAAAACACGCUGGAGCUCAGCAUCUGUGAGGAGAUCCGACACCUGCAGGAGGAAAUAGAGAGUGAGAAAGGUAAACCUUUCAGCCCAGCAGGCCUCUUUAACAAUGCCGUCUCCAACAUUGUUUGCCAACUUGUCAUGGGAAAAAGAUAUGAAUACAGUGACCACAAGUUUCAGACGAUGUUGAAGUGCAUAUCUGACGGUGUUCGGCUUGAAGGAAGCAUAUGGGGUCAGCUUUAUGACGCAUUUCCUCAAGUGAUGAAAUACCUGCCAGGUCCUCACAACAACAUUUUUAGCAAUUAUAACGCAGUAAGAGAGCUCCUUCUCGAGGAAAUACAAAAGCACAAGAAGGAUCUGGAUCCCAGCAACCCCAGAGACUACAUCGACACUUUCCUCAUUGAAAUGGAGAACCAAAAAGACUCUAACCUGGGCUUCACAGAGAACAACCUGGCUUUCUGCUCGUUCGACCUCUUGGUGGCAGGAACAGAAACAACAGCCACCACGUUGCUUUGGGCUUUGCUUUACCUAACAAAAUACCCUGAAGUUCAAAGUGAGUGACUUUCUACAGCGCCU
Molecule: messenger RNA, 1143 nt
Organism: Poecilia reticulata (guppy)
Lineage: Eukaryota; Metazoa; Chordata; Actinopteri; Cyprinodontiformes; Poeciliidae
Source: RefSeq, a predicted model, not a curated record